AUGUUUGCAAUAACACACAAGGAGAGAGAGACAGAGAGAGAGUAUACAUCGACUGGCUCGGGUUUCCCUUCUGAGUAUGAUGAGUAUGAAGAGGACAAAGAGGAGAAACAAUUCAUCAGAUCCAGUCCUACUGCAGCCUGCCAGAAUGAUGCCUAG
Molecule: messenger RNA, 156 nt
Organism: Fusarium odoratissimum NRRL 54006
Lineage: Eukaryota; Fungi; Ascomycota; Sordariomycetes; Hypocreales; Nectriaceae
Exons: 1
Coding region: 1-156 (51 amino acids)
Source: RefSeq, a predicted model, not a curated record